AUGACUGUACCAUUGUUAAAUUUAACUUUUCCACUUGAACCGCGAUUGAAUGAUAAUACAGCAACAACGACGACCCCUACAAAUAUAGAAUCGAAUAAACUGAAAUUUGAAUGCAAAAACAAUGUCAACAGAAUAAUUGCUCUUAAUUCAAUCAAAACCUAUUUACACAAUCGAAAAAACAGAAGGAUAAAACAGAUCUAUAUCAACAUGUCCGAUUAUCGAAAAAAAUUAGUCAAUUAUCGUAAACGUUCAUUAAAAGCAAAGAAAAGUGUAGGCGUAUCACCGAAACCAAUCUUUUAUCUCUUCUACAAUCCAUUCAAUGAUCAAGAACGUGCUUAUAUUUCUAAAGGUCCAAAUUAUAUCAGAAUCAAUCAAAGUGCUGUUGUACAAAAUAGGAAACGUCCAAAAUUAAUACAGACGGAAUGUAAUAAAAUUACGAAGAAAGUGAAAGACUAUCUUGCUAAAUAUCAUCACGUUGGUCCGACACAAUCGAUUCACAAUAUAUUUUCAAAAAAAUCUUCAAAAUCGUCUCGAAUUUCAUUACAUGGCUCCAUUAUUAAUGUGCGAUAAAAUUCGUUGUCAAUGUGAAUUGAAGAUUGUGAAAUCGAUUCGUCAUAAUAGAAUAAAGCACGCUUUGUAAGUAAAUUAAUCGAGGAGGAGCGUUUUUUGUGAAGAAAAUGAACUCCUCAAUUCGAUCGAUUAAUGGUACACAUCAAGAGACAGAACUGGGCUGUUAAGUAAG
Molecule: messenger RNA, 742 nt
Organism: Adineta ricciae
Lineage: Eukaryota; Metazoa; Rotifera; Eurotatoria; Adinetida; Adinetidae
Source: the annotation of a GenBank genome assembly